AUGGCACCAACAAGUUCAAAAAAAUUCAAUUCUAAACUUGCAGGACCAACAUUGCAAAUCAUGAAAGUUUUAGGACCAAGCCCUCUAGGAUCAAACCCUCUAAGGGCAAGCUCUCUAGAAUCAACUCCUGCGACAUCAGCCCCUCCAGUUUUGGGCCCUCCCAAAGCAGGCCUGAACUUGCACCUAUCAAAGCCUGAACUAAUGCCCAUCGCAUCGCGACCAAUUCCCCUCAGAACUUUGAUCACCCUCCUCAACUACGAGCGCGUAACCUCGGAUAUUCGAUAUGAGAAUUUCAGUCUUUACCAUAGCUCAGAAAUGGAAAGUAGAGAAAAAAUCAAAAAGUUCAACACAGCGUAUACAGAGGGAGUGCGAUGUUUCUGCUACGACGACAGUCCUUACCCACCAGAUCAACAAAAAUGGCGACAAACUACCUGCAGAGUACACCCUGAAGCACCUCCUGAAACACGACGGCUAAAUUCCGCACAGCUUGAGCGCGCAUUCUAUGAGUCUCGGAGUGCAGAUUGGGGUCCUGGAUGUGAGAUUAUGUUUCAGCUUUUCUUCAAUUUUUGUGGGAAAGAUCAACAAGUGAAAAUUCAAAUCAGCGAUGAACAACCAGUUUUGGUGGAUGCCUCUGGCAUAUACUUAAUGAAAUUUAUGUUGUACCGUCCGAGACAUCGAAAUCUCAACGGGAAACAUGAAAAGCCAAAUGGUGUCUUCCAAAAACUGAUGUGGGAAAAUUACAUAGGAAGCGUUCUGGUCUUCCCUCCACCGAUGAAUACGGGACCAUCGAGUAACGGCGAGGAAGUUUCUGUCGAUUUGGAUGAUUGCUUUGUGUUUGAUAUGCUACAUAUGCGACAUGGUAAGAAAGGAUUAUUUGAGGAGCCUUACUUUCUGGGCAAUGGUAGGCAGUGGCAAAAUUUUAUGGACGUCAAUGUUUGUGAAGAUUUUACAAUAUUUGACGAGACAGUGCUACUCAGUUUGACAGAGAGUCGAGAAAAGUAUUCUAAGGAGACUUGGAAUUGGUUUUAUAAUCAUUCACUAAGAGCCUUUCAUAGAUGGAUAGCGAAUGACCAAAAUCCAAAUUUUCUAUGGUGCGACUAUUGUGGAAUCGGAGGAGCAAAAUUUAUUAGAUGUUGUGGAGAGGGGGAUGAAAUGACCAGGUAUUGUAGUGAAGAGCACAGACAGAGAGGAUGGGCGUUACACCGGUUCACUUGUAAGAACAAGGCCGAGAAUAUGUAG
This is a messenger RNA of Botrytis deweyae, 1239 nucleotides long. RefSeq lists its product as uncharacterized. The record is from RefSeq and is a predicted model, not a curated record. The transcript has a single exon. Lineage: Eukaryota; Fungi; Ascomycota; Leotiomycetes; Helotiales; Sclerotiniaceae. Bases 1 to 1239 code for a protein of 412 amino acids.